UGUCAUAUUUUUUUAGUCUAGAAAUGAAACUGGAUGAGCCAUGCCCCUGGUAAUAUGCAGAAGAAGGUGUGGAAGAAGCCCCAGAGUGGGAGGAGAGCUCAGCAAGAAGAGAAUUAGCAGAGCGAGCAGGAGUUCUGACAGCCCUGUGCUCAUUUCCACCAUGGGCCUCAGCUUCUCAUCCGUUACCUCUUCUCAGUUUCCUACUUGGGAAGCGGGAAAGCUGGAAUGAGGCUGGUGGUAGGAGAUGAAGGGGCCGAUUAGGAGACAAAGGAACAUUUGAUGAUGAAGGGCUGCCUCGGGAUGAAACUUCAAGCUACUCGGAGGGCUGAAAGAGCCGCUGGAACAAUGAGGGUGGAGGAGAGCAAACAAUCAAGGUUACCAUAGUCCGAAGAAGGAAUAAGGGGACCUUUGCCCAGACUGCAGGGCUAAAGGAAGAUGCAGCAGGAGUUGGCGAGAGACUGGAGGUAGUAAGUAAAGAAGAGGAGUCAGCGAUCAUCCUAACAUUUUUUCUAGCAUGGACGACCACAAAAUUGGUAGCCAUGGGUCUGUUUUGUGAGGGAUUGACUUCCAGAAAGAAAGCUGCUUUGCAUGUGUAAAAUGUAAACCAGAUGCUCUGUGUAAUAUAUGCAAGGACCCUGCACGUAGCCUGAUCUGAAGGGGGAAGCUCCGACACCACAAAGGAGUCUCGCCCUCUACAUGUUGUGCUGGGAAAUGAAGCCUGUGACUUGGAUUCCAUGGUGUCUGCUCUCGCCCUGGCUUUUUACAUGGCAAAGACAACUGAGGCCGAAGAAGUCUUUGUGCCAGUUUUAAAUAUAAAACGUUCUGAGCUACCUCUGCGAGGUGACAACAUCUUCUUUCUUCAGAAGGUUCAUAUUCCAGAGACCUUCUUGAUUUUUCGGGAUGAGAUUGACCUCCACACAUUGCACCAAGCUGGCCAACUCUCCCUCAUCCUUGUCGACCAUCAUGUCUUACCCAAAGGUGACGCAGUCCUAGAAGAGGCAGUCACGGAGGUGCUAGACCAUCGGCCCAUUGAGCAGAAACAUUGCCCUCCUUGCCAUGUUUCAGUUGAGCUGGUGGGGUCCUGCGCUACGCUGGUGACGGAGAGAAUCCUGCAGGGGGCACCAGAGAUCCUGGACAGGCAGACUGCAGCCCUUCUACAUGGAACCAUCAUCCUGGACUGUGUCAAUAUGGACCUUAAAAUUGGAAAGGCAACCCCAAAGGACAAAACCUAUGUGGAGAAACUGGAGGCCCUUUUCCCAGAUCUGCCUAAGAGAAGCGAUAUCUUUGAUUCCCUGCAAAAGGCGAAGUUUGAUGUCUCAGGAUUGACCACCGAGCAGAUGCUGAGAAAGGACCAGAAGGUCAUCUAUAGACAAGGCACCAAGGUGGCCAUUAGUGCAAUAUAUAUGGAUUUGGAGGCGUUUUUGCAGAGGUCUGACCUCCUCACAGAUCUCCAUGCCUUCUGCCAGGCUCACGGCUGUGACGUCCUGGUUGCUAUGACUAUCUUCUUCAACGCUCACAAUGAGCCGGUCCGGCAGCUGGCUAUUUUCUGUCCCCAUGAAGCACUCCGAAUGAUGAUCUGUGGAGUCCUGGAACGCUCUGACUCUCCGUGCCUGAAGCUGACGCCCGUCCCAAGCACCCACCCUCACCUCCAAGCCUACCUUCAAGGCAACACCCAGGUCUCUCGGAAGAAGCUGUUGCCUCUGCUCCAGGAAGCCCUGUCAGCGUAUUUUGACUCCUCGACGGUCUCCCCCGGGCAGCCUGAGACAGCGGGCGUGUCCAGGGAACAGGUAGACAAGGAAGCGGACAGGGCAGGGAACUCCCUGACUCCAGCCCUGAGCCAGGAUGAGGAGGACCCUCCGCUGCCCCCCACGCCCAUGAACAGCUUGGUGGAUGAGUGCCCUCUGGACCAGGGGCUGCCCAAGCUCUCAGCCGAGGCCGUCUUUGAGAAGUGCAGUCAGAUCUCGCUGUCACAAUCGACCGCUGCCUCCCUGUCAAAGAAGUGACUGUCGGGAGGGCAGGGUGGUGGGAGAGGCUGCCUGACCCGC
Molecule: messenger RNA, 2045 nt
Organism: Tupaia belangeri chinensis (Chinese tree shrew)
Lineage: Eukaryota; Metazoa; Chordata; Mammalia; Scandentia; Tupaiidae
Gene: PRUNE1
Product: prune exopolyphosphatase 1
Exons: 9
Coding region: 735-2003 (422 amino acids)
Cellular component (GO): cytoplasm
Molecular function (GO): exopolyphosphatase activity
Source: RefSeq, a predicted model, not a curated record